This is a messenger RNA of [Torrubiella] hemipterigena, 1065 nucleotides long. The record is from the annotation of a GenBank genome assembly. Lineage: Eukaryota; Fungi; Ascomycota; Sordariomycetes; Hypocreales; Clavicipitaceae.
CACAGAAGAAGGUCGCUGCGUGUUCGUCUGCACUCCUUGUACCAGUACAUCAUUGUUGCGCCACCACAAACAGCAAAAGCUAUCCCUAUUAGCGCAUCAACGGCUGCCUAAUUGAAUAUAGAGACAUUGAAAAUGCGCAUCAGCAGUCUUCUCUCUGCGUUAUGCGCCAUUUCAAUGGCCAGCGCGACGCCAAAGACUGUCGAAGUGUCUAUCCAACCUAUCGAAGCUGCCGCGAAACCCGCACCCCUUGCUGAGAUUGCCUUUGACCUGGCAUCAUCAGGAGAACCUUCGAUCGAAUCUUACGAUGCUCCGGACCUUCCCGAGGAUACAAAGACCGUGCGCAUUGGUCUCUACGACAGCAAGGCCAAGGCGUGGACGUCGGGCACUACAGUAGCCUCGGUAGAAAACUUCAGCAAAGGCUAUUCGCCACACAUUAUCCUUUCGGUAGAUGCACAGGGCCAGGUUGUCAGCGCUGCUCUCAAGGGAGUUCGAAUUGAUGCUGGACAGACAAGAGAUUUUGGUCCCAAAGCGAUGGUCAUUGGCGCAACAAAAGGCACCCAACCACAGCUCAAUAAGCCCAUUGCGCUAUCAGCAGAGGGCAAGAAGCUUCCUGAUGAACCGGAAAAGUCGUUUCUCCAAAAAUACUGGUGGGCGAUAGCUAUAGGUGCAGUAGUGCUACUUGGCGGUGCAGGUGGUGAAAAAUAAGCACAUACGAAUGGUACAACAAUAGAAUUUUCAGCAUAUAAUUUCACAGCAUUUCUUUGUCCAUCUUUUUACACCACAUAGUUGUUACUAUCCCUUUGAAGGAAGACUGCCCACCACAGCCGAAUAUGUGAUCAAUGGCCACCUCGCUUGGAGAUGUCGCCUAGCAAGAUAAAGAACACGUCUGGUAUUCUCUAUGGGAACAGGUAUUUAGGAAAUAGCCAGCGAAAUUACAAUUGGAUUGUAAGAUAUUUGCAUCUGCGGAGCUCAUACCAGCGAUGCCCCAGCCAAAGGAACUGUCCAACUUGCAGCACCGUUGCCACCACAAUAACAUAUGGUAAAGGGCAGCGAUAGACCCUUGUC